Molecule: messenger RNA, 7445 nt
Organism: Folsomia candida
Lineage: Eukaryota; Metazoa; Arthropoda; Collembola; Entomobryomorpha; Isotomidae
Product: myotubularin-related protein DDB_G0290005
Exons: 9
Coding region: 1724-3022 (432 amino acids)
Biological process (GO): regulation of transcription by RNA polymerase II
Molecular function (GO): RNA polymerase II cis-regulatory region sequence-specific DNA binding; DNA-binding transcription factor activity, RNA polymerase II-specific; protein dimerization activity
Source: RefSeq, a predicted model, not a curated record
ACUCCGAAAUCCGACCACAAUACACACAAUCCUCUCUCUUAUUACUCGUGCUUACUCAUAGCAUAAUAAAAAACAGAGAGUUCUUCUCAGCGCAUUACAUCGCAGCAGCAAACAGCGAUGCCAGAGCACGUUAUUAGCAGUUACAAUGCGCUGUGAAUGUUGGUGCGUUUAUAAGUUUGUGUAAUAAAAGCAGGCAAAACUUCAUCACAUUCGUUCACUAGAGUCACAUCAUUCCACUUCACAAUAACAACACAUCGCCGAGUUCCGUACCAUCCAUAAGGUCUGUUUGGUGGAAAAAAACACCCCUUUUACCAUACCAGCAAGUAGCGAGGGGAGAUAACUUGGACACCGUAGAGUAACUGAGUAACCCCACGCUACAUCCUCGUGUAGAGCGUUGAGGAUUGGUCGUACAAAAUAAUACAUCUCUCUCUCUCUCUUAAAGCAACCCAACCAUUCUACUACGCUCGGCAUAAAUAAGUCGAAUCCAACGUCAACGUGUACCACGAACUAGAAGACGAACCAAACACACUCGUCCUCAGUUAAGUGUGAAACGAGAGAAGAAAACAUUGAGCUCUUGGCUUCUUCUGAAGAAGUGGAUGAGAGUGAGAGGCGAAAAUUAUUUCAAUUUUUCGAAACACUAUCUCGUCGUCGCCAUCGUCGUCGUUGUCGUCAAAUCCGGAAGAAAUACGUGACGAGAAAGAAUACCGACGGAGGAAGAGGGAGAAAGGAAUUGAUUGGCGAAAAAGAAUGGAAAUUUAGCAGACAGCGAGGGGGCCUAGUCCAUGGUUUAGACCAAAGUGAAAAGCCGUGAGAAGUGAGUGAGGCGAGUUAGAUUCUUUCACUCGUCGGGUCGUGUGAGUGAGUGAGAUUGGUUGUUGACCUCUCUCACAAUUUUCACCACCUCCAUUUAUUUGACCUCGUGUUUCUCACCUCCACGAGGUGAGCUAGCACACCGACCCAGCAGGGAGGAGGAGGAAGGAACACGUCAUCUCUCUCAGUCUCGACACCAUUUCCGUCCAACAAGAUAACUGGAUUUUCCGCACACAGGGUCGAAGAUACGCUCUCUCCCCACGCGGAGGAAAGUCCACGAGUGAAAAGCUGCUGCUUUCUUUCUCCCAUACUCCUGCCUGCCUUCGUUCAUCGUCAGGAGGACGACCGUACAGUCUCAAUCGCAAGUUAGGAGGAGAGAAGGGAAAGCUGCAUACAAUAGGCUUCUUCUUCUGAUUUCACUAAUGGCACUUUUCCCCCGACGAUUAAUCACUAUCAUGCAGUCUGAGACGAGGAGUAGGAGCCAGAGCUAGAACUUGUGACAAGCCCCACCCACCAAGAUACCGAUUCCCCACAAUCAUGGCCCCCACAUGGAUUCGUAGCGUUUGAAGAAAAGGGGAGCGGUGUGGUGGUGAGGUUCGUUCGAGGUGAAGAAGAAGACGACAAGAAACAAAAGUGACCUCUGACCUUCCCCUCCAACCGCAAGAUAAGAACGAAGCGAUCAUCAUUCAUCCGCCAUCCCAAGUUCUCUACAUAAAACUCAAACCUGCGUGGACCGUAAAAAGUCCAGAGGGGAAAAAAUUGAAUUCUUGAGGGAAAAGAAGUCGUCGUCGUCGUCGUCGUCGUGGUCAUCGUCAUCGACGGUGCGGUGGGUGUGGUGGUAGAUCUCACUCUCUUCCGGUAUACCAUUAUCAUCAGUACCAUCACCACCACCGGGGUCGGACUGGAUUGGAUUAUGAUGGGAUUAGAAACCCUCCUCGAAGCUGCCAAGUUUCUGGAGUAUAAGGCUGAGGUGGAAGCACGUGGAGAAAAAGGAUUCCCAGCCUUACCUAGCAAUAGUUCUUCAGCCCUGCUCCUGUCCUCCUCCUCUUCAUCUUCGAAUACCAAUGGUUACACGACCAACAAUCACCACAACAACCACCACCACCACCAUCACCAGAACAAUGUGAUCCACCAGAAUGGGGGUGGUCACUAUGCGGCGUCAUCUCCGUCUUCCUCCUCGUCCUCCUCCCUCCCCUACCACAACUCCAAGAUCAUCUCCAGCAACGCGUCAAGCAUCCCGCGAGCAGUACCUGAAUCAGCGAAUGGUUACAAAUUAUCGGACCAUUCCUACCGGCGCGGCCAACUCAAUACGUCUCCGAUUUACGAGUUUAAUGGAGGGACCAACAGAGCUUCGAAAGGAAACAAUUCAAGCAGCAGUAGUAGCAGUAGCAGUAUCAUCUCGAACAGUAGGAAUUCUGGGACGCGAGAAGUGCACAAUAAACUGGAGAAGAACCGCCGCGCCCAUUUGAAAGAAUGCUUUGAAAUGUUGAAGGGUCAACUCCCCUCUUUCGAGGAUAGGAAGAUCUCCAACCUAGCAAUACUGCGCAGUUCUCUGAGAUACAUACAGACUCUCAAGAGGAAGGAGCGAGAAUUUGAGCAUGAAAUGGAGCGUCUCGCCAGGGAUAAAAUCGCCCUCCAACAGCGCCUCUCCACCCUCAAGAAGGACAUGUUGGGCAAGUGGGAUCAUCUCGAUUGGCGGGCCAUUGUACCGGAAGACUUGGAGUUGGAGUUGGACCAACCCGACGGCGCAGUCGAUUAUGCGAGGAAGCAGCAGCAAGAACAACUCGUAACCAGGAAGAUGAGCAGCAGUCCGGACGACGACGGGAACCAAGCCAUCGAAUCUGAUCCAGAAGAAGAAGAGUCGGAUGAUUCUCACAAUUAUCCGAUUUCUUUGUCGAUGAGCAAUGGACAUCAUAAUGGUGACCGAAUGAUGUCGGAGAAGAAACACUACGGACAAAUUAAUGGCAUUAAUGGAAUGUCUGGCCCUGGUCCUAUCAGUUUGGUCACGGCGACAAAACUUAGCUCUUCUCCAUUGGCGGCUAUUACCGUUGAGAAAACUGCUAACUCUCCAGUCGGAGGCGCCAGCUUUGUGAACUGCAUCACAAGUUCUCCCACAGCAAAAGGAUUCUCAGUCCUCUCCAAUUCAACAAUGGCUAUAAACUCUCGCAUGGAUAUGGGUCAGUAUUACGACGAAGAAAAAAUGUGUAAAUGACAUGUCUAGUCUACUACAUAAGGGUAUAUUUACAAGCAUACAAAUUUCCUUUGAGAAAAAAUCAUCAUCAAACCUAAAAGUAAACAAAAUUCAGAUCAAGCAAGAAAACAAACAAAAUUAUCACUCCGUAAAAUUAAAGAAGACUCAUCUAUACUCCUCCACAUACCAGCACAACUAUAUGGAUUCGAUGAUGAUACAGAAAAAAACAAAAAUGUUGUGCAACCUUUUCUCUAAUAUUCCACACACACACACAGCCCGACACGAGUCGUCCUCCCUUGUACUAAUUAUUGUUUUAAUUUAUAUAAGGCGUCUUCUAAAUCUCAUUGGGGGAGGGAUGCAGGGAUACAGCAUGCGUAUCCAUCCAGAUCCACAUUUAUACCUAGAUAAAUUUUAUUAACUAGUUUGUAACUGGUAACGGUAACUCUAUACAUAGAUGUAACUAUGUAUCUCUAUAUAUAUAUUAUUAGGUACGUAACUAUUUAGUGCGUGUAGUAAGUUAAGUACAGUUACGCUAUAGGUUUAAGAAAGAGUCAAAUUUCCAUUAUUAUCAUCAAGAAAUAACGAUUCUUGGCAUGUGCAUGUUGUACUGUAGAUUUUAUUCUAUCCAAUUAUCAUGAUCACUAUUAAAUAUUUACAGAAACAGGAGGAAGGAAAUGUGGUCAAGUUUGACAUUAGCUAUUUAUUUUCUUGAGUGGUGGUGUCAUUUGAGUGAAUACUAAUAUAUAAGAUCGGAAAGAAGUGUGUUGACUAUGCGUACGUAAAUUUCUCUGGUGGAGGAAGGAGUGACAAGUUGUCAGUGUUAUUUAUUAUUAAUAUUAUUAUUAUUAUCGUCAUUGUUAUACAACAACUACUAAAAGCAAUGCAAAAUUAGUACAGAAGGUGGAACAGGGACGAGUAUAAUGCAGAAGAGGAGAGAGUACAUAAAUGAUGGAAAUCUAAAAAAAAUGUACAUGGAAAUCUAACGAUGUGCCGAUUUUAGCCAGGUUUUAACUCGGCAGAAAACUUUUUUAAAAGAAAUGGAAACAUGACGGAAAUGGUGUACAGAAAAAGGGAAAUGUUGUACCAUAACUCCCGUCGGGCGAGGUUCCGAAUUCUUCUACGGAAAGGAUGUCAAUUUUGAACCCGUUUUCCCAGAAUUUUAACAGUUUUUAAGCAGCACAUCUAUUUUAACAAGAUCGAAGGAGGAUCGCAUAGGAUGAUGUAGUAAAUCCUUGAAAGAAAGCACCUCAUUUUGGUGUAGAGUUGUGGAUUGGGAUAGUUAAAUAAGCACUGUACGUGUCCAUAAUAAUUUGCAUAAUAAUACUGCUACUCUUUUUGUCCUCCUCGCCUAAUGGAAAUAUGUAUUUCAUCUUGUAUACGAGAGCAGAAUCCUAAAAGAAAGCACUAACAAUAUCAGGAGUGUAGCACACACUUAUCUUACGCAUAAUAACGAGGUUGACAAUUUUGUGUCUCUUUACGCCUUGCAUUGUUUGAUGAGGCGAUUAAGAAUGGUAAUUAAGGAUUGUCUGUAAAAUUAAGUGCUGUUGUAUAAUGCCAAGAAUUUAUAGUUUUAAUAUUCUCCAGCCGUUUCUGUUCUAGUAAUCAGCACGAUGGGCUGUCUUAUCCAUGCUUAUCUUGUUUUUUGGGAGAAACAAAAAAUGCGAGAUUUCUCCGCUUAAUAGAUUUUUCCCCUGUUUUACUCUGUUGUGUGGAUUCUUCCAAAUUACGAAACCCAGACCUUUUACUACUGCGCGAGGAUGUGUAGCCUUAUACAAAUAAAUAUUUACGAGUCCUUUGUGAGUGGAAUGUAUAGAUAAAGUGGUGUUGUUAUCGGGGUGUGGGUGUAGGUCAUCCAAAAAAAAUUCCUAAAAUGAUACUCAGAAAGAAUCAUUUGUAUAAAAACAUGGAGAGAAAGUUUGCCAAUUUUUUUUUGAGCUGGGUUUGAGGUGACGCGAGUGAGUUACAUGGGAAAAGGCAAGAAUAUAAGGACUGAUACAUACUUGUACUGUAAUGGAUGGCACUACUAAACUAUUAAACUCCGCGUAAUUAACUGCAUUCGCUCCUCCUCCAUCAAUUAGACGAGGUUAAUAAAUUAUACUACAAAUUUAUUUAUGUCACUUUUUGGAAAACUUAAAUUUGUAAGGGAAACAGGAGUGGGGCAGAUAAGUCGGAGAAUGUAUAUAGAUAAGGAGAAGCCAAGAAAGUCUCAAUAUUCCCAUCAGGCAGAGAAAAUAAAUAAAUAAUCAGAUUCCUCUUGAUUAUUUGUAAUUAAUUAAAAACUACAUGAUAAUACAAUGAAGAUUGACUGAAAUGACUGACUGCUUGAUUAUUUAAGUCUAGGUAAAACUAGGGAUUAAUUAAUUAAUUAAUUAAUUAGAGGGCGAGGUGACGUGACUGAUAAGAUAAUAUCAACCGGGCAGAUAAGCACUAAGAUACUAAACAAAUCUUUUAAAUAGAUCAAAUUUAAGCAGAAAAAACUUGGUAUUAACACAAAAAUUUAGCUAAGUAGUUAGUUAUCAUCUUCUAACUAUCAGAGGAAGAUUUUGCCUACUAGGAUUUAAAGAACACGUUAGAAAAAUUAAAAUUGCUGCUGCUCAUCAUCAAAUUUAAUUAUUCUAAGUUAUCUUAUUUUGGCACAAUUAGAAAAGAAAUGUUGUUUGACUUGUUUGCUAUUACUACAUAUUUAGAAAGGAGGAAGGAAAAAUUUGAGAAAAAUCUGUGAUUUUAAGUCUCUGUUGCUUUAUCGUUGUUUAAAAUGUGUAUGAAAUAUUUUGUGUUAUAUAAAAAAACGAUGGGUUCUCCUUUUUUGUGCCCGUUAAAUAAUUAUUAUUCUCCAUUUGCAUAAUUUAUGGCAUAAUAUUUGUGACUGGAAUAAUAAUAGUAAUAAUUUAUUUAAAAAUCAACCGUAUUUCUUGAGGCAGGGGGAGUCUGUGGUCUCCUUAAGUUUUAAGUGGAAAUUAAUUAUUUUGGUCAAAAGGAUGGAUAAACAGAGAGAGACAAGUAGAUAAGUAGCUUACCCUCUCUCCUCCUCAUGAUAACUAACUAAAUGUAACUAAGGUCAUGUACAUACAUAUGUAGAUCAUGAAAUGAACAAGGAAAAAGGGAAGAAAAAUACAAACAAAAUGCAGAAAAGCAAAACAGAAAACAAACCAAAUACUGAAUAAUUACUAAAAUAAAUAGGUAAACUAGGUAAAAAAAAUAGUUAAUCAACUCGUAAAGCACACCUCGUAAGAAGGACACGACUUCAUAAUUGAUACAAGUAUUUAAAGAAAUGAUGAUGUACAAUAUUAAAUGCUGAUGAUGAUAAAUACUUGGCGAUGGAUACGUAUCGUAUCGUGCCCACGUGUCAUGAUAAGGUUUGUUAUUUAAUACCUGUUAAACUUUAAUUAACCAAACCGGAUCAAGACAACUGAGCCAAGCGGUACAUACUUAUCCAUCAUCGAAAUUGAAAUUCAUACACCAUUACCCACCUCUAAAAAAUAGUGGAGUUUAUAUAAAAUAGACUAGUUAAUUAACUGUAAUUAAGCGUGGUGACGAUGAUAUACACUAAUUUACGUUUAAUGAUUAUUUAGAACGUGUUAAUUAACUUUACCAGCACCACCACCACGCCACCACCAACACCAUUUUAUCAAACAUACUUAAAACGAUACGAUGGAGCUGUGAAAACUCUUCUGUAAAAUUGUCUCAGUCGUUUUUCUUAACACAAAUCGAUGAAUGAUACAGUCGAGUUGAGAGGUCAAUUAAUUAAUGUCAUGGUCACGACGUGAAGAUAAUUUCCUCAUUAUUAUCUACAUUAUCUAUUACUAAUUAUUUAAAUAAUUAAAUAAUUGUCUCGUUGUUCUUGCAACGAGAGAAGGGACAAGUUGAUAAAACCAAUGUCUAAAUAAAAGAGAGAAAGACAAAAAGGAUUUAAAAUCAUGAUGAGUUUGGUUGGUUAUCGAUAUUUUCGAUAAAAGCGAUAUGGUUUAUCUGCUACUGAUGUAACCCUACUCAUUACCUAAUCCAUCUACCCUUUCUUCUCACAAAUUCGAUUUAUCAACCCCUCAAAAAAAGAAGGAUGAUGAUAAGAAAACCAGAAUUUCAUAAAAUUUCAAACUAAAAAUAUGAAAACUAACCAUAUUACUAGUUAGUUAAUUAACUAAUUAAUUAAAUCAACUACUACUGCGAGGACUUCGGAUACAUAACAAAUAUAAAAUAUACAUCUUGCUACAAGUUUACAUGCCAGUUCAAACAAAAAAGGAAACCUAUAGAAAAUGGAUUUCCAAAAUGAAGAUAUUGUACGAUAAGUAAUUAAGAUAAGUAAGUAAAGUAAAAUACUGUACUGUGUAACAUUAGUGAGAUCAACAAGUAUAAGAUAAGCCAGCCAGACACGGAGAGGAGAAGAAGCAAAAAUGAUGACGAGGCGAAGAAAAAAUAAUAAAAAGAAAAAACAGACAAAGUAAAA